Messenger RNA from Erythranthe guttata (spotted monkey flower), 1223 nucleotides. Its product is annotated as putative E3 ubiquitin-protein ligase RHB1A. The record is from RefSeq and is a predicted model, not a curated record. Gene Ontology annotation, molecular function: ubiquitin-protein transferase activity. Lineage: Eukaryota; Viridiplantae; Streptophyta; Magnoliopsida; Lamiales; Phrymaceae. Gene Ontology annotation, cellular component: cytosol.
UCUCUCUCUCACACACACACACACACACACACAGUCGUCCUUUCAGCAGUGUGGCAUCUCUGCUAAUUCAGUCCCCGCAAAGAGAGAAGGGAAACAAUGAUCGCUACGGCUGCUGCUUCAGGUAGAUGAGAGAGAUAAUUCUAUAGAGAUGGGAGGUUGUUGCUGCUGUGCAUCUGCCAGUACCGAACUUCAUAGGUCGACACCGUUCUUUCAUUAUCCAGUGUCGGAAUUACCGCCUCACCAUACAACAGUAGACGCUCUAUCGACAGGGCUAUUGGUUGAUACAAAUCUAGACACCUCUCUUUUAGACACAUAUCAACCACCUCCCGCACCUAUACCUUACGAAACUUAUGCAGGACGCCCACAAACACCACCAACCAAUCGAGAAAGAUCUGGAUAUAAUAAUAAUGAAGCAGUAUCUGAAACAACUAACGUGGAGUCUAUUGAAGCCGCUAACGCUGAGAGCACGUUUGAGAUUAAGGCAAAGGACCUAGAAUCUGAUGAAAAGUCGGAAAUAAAUAGCAAGUUGGAAACAUCGAAAGAAAUGGAAGACAAAAGUUCGGAUGAUGAACUUAAAAAGUCCAGCAAAUCCGUCGUUCCACCACUACAAGAUGAGGAUGAUAUUUGCCCCACUUGUCUUGAAGAAUAUGAUGCGGAGAACCCUAAAAUCAUCACUAAAUGCGACCAUCAUUUUCACCUUGGUUGUAUUCUUGAAUGGAUGGAAAGAAGCGACACAUGUGCUGUGUGUGAUCAGCUAAUGGUUAUCAGUCCUGUUGGAGGAGUGUAGUUAGUAAAAUGUUGCAGUUGAUGAAAUGAUCAAUGGAGUCUCUUAAGAUAUCCCUUCUAUUCGUUUGCUUCGAAUUUGAGAAGAUUUCCCGAUUAAGGGCAAAUAUGGAAGAAAAGAAAAGAAAGAAGGAAUCUGAAGAAAUAUUUUAACCCAUGAAAAAUUGGUUUUAAAAAGAAAAGGAUAAAUAAGGUAUUCUAAUGGGAUUUUUCAUUCUCACAAUUGCUAAUGAGAAUUUUGAAAUGUUUUGGUUUUUGUGUAUAAAAUGAAAAUAUGUUUGGAUGAAGUGACGAGAUAUUAGUUUUAUAUAUAGGUGUGAGAAUGAAAAUACGAGCUUUUAUGUAGUUAUUAUUGUUGAAUGGAUUUAUUUGUACAGAGGUACAAAUGUCUAUGAACUGCAGUCUCAUUUAUAGACUUGGGCGACACCGAUUUGCCGCUU